GAUCUGUGUUUCAUCGCUCUUGCCUCAGAUCGGAAACUCCCGCGGGACUGUGCUUUCUUUUUUGGCUUGAAAAAAUCCCCUUUUUAACAACCACAGUUGCUAUUCUUUCAUUACGAAGACACAGAAGUUGGCAUGGGCAAACUUGGGCCCUCGGGGUGUUUCGGACUGCAACUCCCACCAUUCCUAACAGCCUGCACUAUGUAACACAACUUUUGUUCCCGGCUCAUCAAAGCCAUUUCCUAAUUAGUGGGAAAAGUUUAUUAAGAUGCCCAAACUUGAGGGACAUCAUGCAGCACAUUUGGCUCUAAUUUUCCAAUGAAUAUCUCAUUGUCGAGUCUCAACCAAUUCGGGUUUUGGAGAAUAUCAUAUAUAUCCUGGGCAAGGCAUGUCAAAGGUGUCCUUUUGCUUUAGAUCCAUCCUUAGCCAAAGGAAGAGCUGCUGGCACAGAACAAGCCUCCUUCGGUGGGAGGAGGAGGACCGUCAACAGGUCUAGACGGCACAUUGGAGCGGCGCAUUUCUCUCUUUGCUCCGGACAGAGCAGCAUGGAAGUCCGCCGGCCGGUCAGCAUGCUGCGCAUAGCUUGGCUCCUUGGCUUUCUGAUUGGCAUUCCCUCAAGGAACACUUUGGGCUUCACCAUCCCUGCCGAAAACCAGACUGCAAAAGGUUCUGCCUCCGACGGCCUGAUCAUCGAGACAUUCGGGGAGGUGUUUGAAUUCGUCUCUUCCGCUCUAGACUGGUGGCACGCGGACGGGUAUUGCCGGCAGCGUUUUGCUCACUUGCCCUCCGAGACCCGGGACAGCGAAGUGGCAUCUCUGGGCAAGAAGCUGCGCUCUCACCAAAUCCAGGAUGCCGUCUGGUUAAAGGAUGAGGAGGUCUACCUGCGGAGGCCACGGCACAGGCGAAUCCACUCCAUGCCCAUCUUGAUGUUCCAGAACAAAACGGACACCAAGUUUGUGAAAGUCUUGUCCGACUUCCCAGCAAUGCCGGCCGUGAGCGCUUGUGCGCACCUCCAAUGGGAUCAGCGAGCCACCGAGAUCUCCACCGUCUUCUCCUACGCUGUCUCGGCCUUCAUCAAUGAGUUCCAGCUUCGUGGAUUCAAGGAUGAGGACGGCUUUGUCCGCUUCGCCGUCAUCCUCCACGGGCACCAUUCCCCGUACCUGCCGGUGUUCCGGGCCGACGGGCGAUGGCACCACUUUUGCGUCGUGUGGCAGCAGCGCAACGGGACGUGGGCCGUCUAUGCCGACGGGAAGGAGAAGGCCUCGUCCGUGGGGCUCUCCGUGUCCCACACUGUCAACGCGCACGGGACCUUCAUCAUUGGUCAGGACCAGGACUCUCUCGGAGGGGCCUUCAAGGAGAAAGAGUCCUUCAGCGGGAACCUCACCGGCCUCCACGUGUGGCACCGCGUCCUCAGCAAGGAGCAGGUGGAGAAGGUGCGCUCCUGCGUCCCUGUCACCGAAGGGCUGGUGUUUGGCUGGAGCCGUGACAUCCUCGAGGUGGAAGCGAGUGUCGAGGAAGCCACGGUGCAGCUCACCUGCCCAGGACCCACGGAAGAAUGCCAAGUCCUGGAAGUCCCUCAUGGGAGUGUCCGUUCCAUCUCUUGCCUCCGUCCUCAGCCUUUCGUUUGCCUCUACUCAAAAGAUCUUUAUUUCCGGCUGAAAGAAAUGCAGUCCCAGCCUGUCCCUCCGCUCAUUGCGCAGGUCAACAUGCGGGCGAACGUAACCGUGAUCCCUGCAAACGUUUUCCAGGCUGACGUCCAAAGCUUGAAUGCUUCGGCCGCGGCCGGAGUCCUCGGAGCAGUGGAGAAGGUCCUGUUGAGCGCGGAGCCUCCACCUCUGGAUGCAGGUGGCCUUCUGGGGGUCUUCCAGGUGUUGAAGGAGGUCUCAGUCUCUUCUGUGGAAGCGGAGGAGCCGGAAGAGCUGGAGGCGCUGGAGGCGCUUGGGCAGCAUUAUGUGCAGGUGGCCGGGAUCAUCUUAGAAGAAGACAACGCCAAGGAAUGGUCUGAGAUCAAGCCGAUCAUCGGCGGACCCAUGGCUGUGGUUGAAAACGUGGAUAAGAUGGCUUCCGCCUUCCAGCAGCUCCUGAGCACAGAGAGGCCAAAAGUCACCUUCCAGAACAAGAAUAUUGGUGUGGAAGUCCGGCGCAUGGAGCUUGGCACGCCGGCUGCGUAUGUGAUGCCGAACCAGCGCCAAGAGGUGCCCGAUUGGAUCGAGGUUCCAACAGAGGAAGUGGAGAGACUGAGAGGGAGAGGCCUGAAGCACAUCACCCUCACAAACACCUGGUACAGGUACGGGUCUCUGCAGCGCCUUUUGAGUGGUGCCGGUGCCGUGUUCGAGGAUGCCGCUGUGUCGGAUGGAGGCCGGAGGUACGUCAGCACCCAGGUGGGCUCCUCCAUCAUCUCCUCCACGCUGGUCAGCGAUUACGAGGAAAUCAGCACCUCUGUGCAUUACCGCCUCCAUCACCAGGCCCAGGCUCUUCCAGACCAGCUUGUUGUUCCCGUCUGCGCUUUCUGGAACUUCAGCAAAAGUCCGGAAGGAGUCGGAAGCUGGUCCACCGCUGGCUGUUCUGUAGUCAAUUCCCACCCGGAAUUCACCGCCUGUUCUUGCAACCACACCACCAACUUUGCGGUGCUGCUGCAGGUGUUUGAGGUCCAGCGGAGCGCAGAGGAGGAGUCCGUCCUGAAGACCCUGACGUUCGUCGGCUGCGGCGUUUCCUUCUGUGCCCUGAUCGUCACCUUUGUCCUCUUCUUGGCUGUUGGUGUCCCCAAGAGCGAGCGAACCACGGUGCACAAGAACCUGAUCUUCGCCUUGGCGGCUGCAGAAGCUUUGCUCAUGUUUAGCGAGUUGGCCAAAACCAACCAGGGAGUCUGCUUCGCCGUCACGGCCUUCCUCCACCUCUUCUUCAUGGCCGCUUUUGCCUGGAUGCUGGUGGAAGGUCUUCUACUGUGGAGCAAAGUGGUGGCAGUCAACAUGAGUGAGGACCGGAGGAUGAAGUUUUACUACAUCACCGGAUGGGGGCUUCCCAUCGUCAUUGUUGGCGUGACCCUGGCCACCUCCUUCAACAAGUACGUGGCCGACAACCACUGCUGGCUGAACGUGCAGACGGACAUCAUCUGGGCCUUCGUUGGGCCGGUCCUCUUUGUCUUGACGGUGAACACCUUUGUGCUUUUCCGGGUGGUGGUGGUGACCGUGUCCAGCGCACGGAGGCGCUCGAGGAUGCUGACGCCCAACAGCAGCCUGGAGAAGCAAAUUGGCAUCCAGAUCUGGGCGACCGCCAAGCCGGUGCUGGUGCUGCUCCCGGUGCUCGGCCUCACCUGGGUGUGCGGGGUCCUGGUCCACCUCAGCGUCACCUGGGCCUACAUCUUCAUUGUGCUCAACUCCCUCCAGGGUCUCUACAUAUUCCUGGUCUACGCCAUUUACAACAGUGAGGUGCGCAACGCCAUCCAGCGCAUGAAGGAGAAGAAGAAGGCGCUGUCCUUCACGAACUGUUCCCAUCCCAUCAAUUACCUGUCGAGCCCCAGAAACACCUCCUGGGAGAUGGGCAAGUUCAGCCCUUCUGGGAUGGAGAACGCCGCAAAGGGCACCACGGUGAAGGAAGCCACGGUGAAGAACCCCAACCACAAAGGGAACUUCGGAGCCAAAAUGCCAAUGGGACUCUCCGCCAUCAUGGCACCGGACAGGCCGGCUGUGCAGCUGACGGCAUUCAAAUCCUCAGGUUUGUGAGAGGAGCUGUUCCAAGCAAUGUUUGUUCCACAAACAUCCAAGAAUUUCUUCAGGAGGACGAGAAGAUGAAAGCCGAGGAGAUGCCAGCACCCCUUCAAGAUCCAGCAUUAAACGGGCAGUAUUGUGAAUCA
Molecule: messenger RNA, 3850 nt
Organism: Anolis carolinensis (green anole)
Lineage: Eukaryota; Metazoa; Chordata; Lepidosauria; Squamata; Anolidae
Gene: adgrd2
Product: adhesion G protein-coupled receptor D2
Exons: 25
Coding region: 543-3719 (1058 amino acids)
Biological process (GO): adenylate cyclase-activating G protein-coupled receptor signaling pathway; cell surface receptor signaling pathway
Cellular component (GO): plasma membrane
Molecular function (GO): G protein-coupled receptor activity
Source: RefSeq, a predicted model, not a curated record